GCAACAGCUAAAACUGAUGGUAAAUGCUGUGCUGUGGCAGAGGUGGUUUCACUGACGAAUAUGAAAUGACUUAAAAUCAACUCUGAAACUGAGCUCACAGACAAAUGCAUCGACUGCCUUCUAUUCUAAACUACCGGAGUGCAGCGUGACAGCACCAGAAUCCUGAAAUACCAACCGUUGUGUCAUGGUAGAAAUCAUGUGGCACCUGACAGGCUACUGGAUCUCUCUGACCAUCCUCCUAGUUUUAUGUCUGUUCCUAAGGCCACCUGGGUCACAUGCUUCAGUCAGUUACAAGCCCAACAUUGUACUGAUACUGGCUGAUGAUCUUGGUAUUGGAGAUGUAGGCUGCUAUGGAAAUGAUACUAUAAGGACCCCUAACAUUGACCAGCUGGCAAAGGAAGGAGUGAAACUUACUCAGCACAUUGCUGCGGCCCCGCUUUGCACGCCAAGCAGAGCAGCUUUCCUGACUGGCAGAUACCCCAUCAGAUCAGGUAUGGAUGCCACUAAUGACUAUCGUGUUAUUCAGUGGGCUGGGGCCUCAGGAGGGCUCCCUCCAAAUGAAACCACUUUUGCCAAGAUACUACAGCAGCAAGGCUACAUCACAGGACUAGUAGGGAAGUGGCAUCAAGGUGUGAACUGUGAAUCCCGCAACGACUACUGUCAUCACCCUUCAAACCAUGGGUUUGAUUAUUUUUAUGGCAUGCCAUUUAGUCUAAUGAAUGACUGUCAAAUAACAAAACUUCCAGAGAAGGACAGAGUCUUGAGAACCAAAUUCUGGCUUUACACUCAGACAAUUGUCCUUGCUGUACUCACCCUUUCAAUAGCAAGACUUAUUGGCUUGGUCUCAGUCACCUGGAAAAUAAUCACCUGUUUUGCUUGGUUUGGUUUUUUGUUCUUUGCAUCCUGGUUCUCGAGUUAUGGAUUCAUAAGAUAUUGGGACUGCAUUAUGAUGAGAAACCAUGAAAUUACUGAGCAGCCAAUGGUGGUAGAAAGAACUACAUCCCUUAUACUGAGGGAGGCCAUUUCUUUUAUUGAAAGAAACAAGCAUGGGCCGUUCCUCCUCUUUGUUUCCUUUCUACAUGUCCACACACCCCUCAUCACCACGGAGUUGUUUCUUGGGAAGAGCAGAUAUGGUUUAUAUGGAGAUAAUGUAGAGGAGAUGGACUGGAUGGUGGGCAGGGUCCUGGAUGCUAUUGAUAAGAAAGGUUUGAAAAAUACCACACUCACAUACUUUGCCUCUGACCAUGGUGGGUUCUUGGAAGCUCAAGAAGGAAAAGCCCAAUUAGGUGGUUGGAAUGGAAUAUACAAAGGUGGAAAAGGCAUGGGAGGCUGGGAAGGAGGGAUCCGUGUGCCAGGGAUAUUUAGAUGGCCGGGAGUGUUACCUGCAGACACAGUUAUCGAUGAACCUACAAGUCUUAUGGACAUUUACCCUACGGUGACUUAUCUGGCAGGAGGGAUAGUGCCCCAGGACAGGGUGAUCGAUGGCCAGAACCUGAUGCCUUUACUGCAGGGGUCCAUUCAGCACUCAGCGCACGAGUUCCUGUUUCACUACUGUGGCAUGUAUUUACAUGCAGUACGGUGGCAUCAAAAGGACAGUGGGGCACUGUGGAAGGCUCAUUAUGUGACUCCAAUAUUCCAGCCAGAGGGUGCUGGAGCGUGUUACGGAAGAGGAAUUUGCCCAUGUUUUGGGGAAGGUGUAACCCAUCAUGACCCUCCUUUACUCUUUGAUCUCUCCAGAGACCCUUCCGAGGCCAAACCUCUGUCUCCUGCCACUGAGCCCCUGUUUGACACAGUAAUAAGCAGAAUAGAAAGAGCUGUUCAGGAGCAUCGCCAGACACUGACUCCAGUCCCACAACAGCUCUCUUUGCACAACAUUAUGUGGAAGCCCUGGCUGCAGCCGUGCUGUGGGACAUUCCCGUUUUGCUGGUGUGAUAAAGAAGGUGACAGUGCACACCCUGCUCUGUAAA
Messenger RNA from Chelonia mydas (Green sea turtle), 1967 nucleotides. Its product is annotated as arylsulfatase D. Gene Ontology annotation, molecular function: arylsulfatase activity. Lineage: Eukaryota; Metazoa; Chordata; Testudines; Cheloniidae. The record is from RefSeq and is a predicted model, not a curated record. The coding region runs from base 185 to 1966 and encodes 593 amino acids. The transcript has 11 exons.